UCGGCCGGAAUCUCCAUCAGUUCGACGGAGGAAGAAGCGCCGAGUUCGCCGGAGGAACAAGCGCCGAGUUCGCCAAAGGAACAAGAACGCCUGCCGAGUCCUGUGGUGGCUACACGAGAGGAGAAUUUCUUUGCCGCAUCACAAGAAAAACAAUUUGAAACAGAGAACUGCACAUUAUGACUAUCAAAAAAAGAAGCGCCUCUCUGAAAUUCACAGUUUUGAACCAAAAGAGACACAUCUAGAAAAUGAUUGCAUGAGUGGUUCCAGUGUCAUGUACGUCAACAUGGUUGGAGAUUUGGGAUCGGAUGUUGCGCCAAGAGCGAGGGACCAAGGUGCUGAACUAACAGCAGGGGGGAGGGUGAUUCUUCAGCUAACUGCCAAGAAUCAUAUAAGGAUGCAUCUAAUGAGUCCACCUAGGGAGCUGCACAAAUUUGGAACAACUUCCAGAACAGGCAUCCAAGCAUUUUGGUCUGCUACCAGUAAGCUGCCAGAGCAAGAUAGCUGGGAGUCUGGGAUGUCGAGUCGUCGAGCCGUCCAAUGCCAAGUUUGCCGGCGGAAGGAGAACAUCUGUCAAGCCGUCCGUCGCCUGAGGCGGCUACACCAGAGUUUAUUUUUUCCACCUCGCUGCUCAACAGGUCCGUGGGUUACUACUCCUUUGCUCUUGCUGGUGACCGGCCUCCAGAGUAGCACUUGCUUGAGAUCUGAUCUAGAACUGAAUUGUGCUCUGCUUUGCUGUGGUCGUAUGCUCUGUGUCCACCGAUGAGUUUCAGAUACAGAUUAGGACCAAAAUUGGAGUAGGUUCAGUCACGCAAAUGUUGUAUCACUUUGUCAUGGGUAUUGUGCUGCUGAAUUGCUUGUUGGACUGUUCAAACUAAAGUCGUCCAGUCAGUUUGCUACAAUGUUCAUUUGUUUACUUUGGAAGUUCUAUAGAAUUUGGGCCUGAUCACUUUCGAA
Molecule: messenger RNA, 954 nt
Organism: Triticum aestivum (bread wheat)
Lineage: Eukaryota; Viridiplantae; Streptophyta; Magnoliopsida; Poales; Poaceae
Exons: 8
Coding region: 254-763 (169 amino acids)
Source: RefSeq, a predicted model, not a curated record